Messenger RNA from Callithrix jacchus (white-tufted-ear marmoset), 2632 nucleotides. Lineage: Eukaryota; Metazoa; Chordata; Mammalia; Primates; Cebidae. The record is from RefSeq and is a predicted model, not a curated record.
UAUACACAUAUAUAUUUCAAGUAGGCACUUAAGCUUAAAAACACAAAAUAGGACAAAGAUUUUAUUUUGUAAUAAGCAAAGAUAUACUUCAUUAAAAAAUAUGACUGUAAAAGAAUGUUAAAAUAGGACUCUGAUCCUAAAAUCAGAUGAGGUCCCAAGAAUGUAGUGGACUACUUUCCUGUAUCAGCUAAGUAAACCCUUUGGAGAGAACCAGACAAGGUUCAAAGAGGGUCCUCUGGAGUGGCCCUCAUACAUAUAAGGGCCUCACAGGUGUAGCAUUUGAGGGCUAAAUUAUAUGUAACCACUAGAAAUGCAUUGUCUGACUAAUAGAAGGAUAGUUAGAAGUUUCCAGUGCGCUAUUUCAUAAAAGCCCACAGAAGUACCUCGUAAGAUAGAGUCAACGCUAAAAACGUGCCAAUCUCUGAACCAAUGACAAAUCUUAACAGUCAAGUUAAGUAAAACUUUUUCUUUCAAAAUUCAACCCUUUGAAAUUUUACAGCAAUUGUGGAGAAUUGUCUGUAAGGAAGAGAGAUUUGCAAAUGCCCACUAUUUAACCAGACUAACAGUCUUUGUUUUUAUUAGUUUUUUCUAUUUGGUAAUAUCAUAGAAACCCAAAACAAAUGGAAUUAGAAACUCUACCCUAUCAAAGAACCAAAGACACUCUUAAAAUUAUAAUAUGAUAAAAGCUAUAUUUUAUGGUCUGACUCUAAGCUUCCUAGGCAGUUUUACCAGGAUGAUUACAGCAAGUUCAUACAGAAAUAGAGGAAUCACUUUUCCGCCUGUGGACACCACCGAAGAAGCUUCAUUAAAGUUUCUCUUCACCCUGCCGUCAUGUCUAAGUCAGAGUCUACUAAAGAGCCCAAUCAGCUGAGAAAGCUCUUCAUUGGAGGCUUAAGCUUUGAAACAACUGUUGAGAGCCUGAGGAGCCAUUUCAAGCAAUGGGGAAUGCUCAUGGACUGUGUGGUAAUGAGAGAUCCAAACACCAAGUGCUCCAGGGGCUUUGGGUUUGUCACAUGUGCCACUGUGGAGGAGGUGGAUGCAGCCAUGAAUGUAAGGCCAUAUGGGGUGAAUGGAAGAGUUGUGGAACCAAACAGAGCUGUCUCAAGAGAAAAAUUCUCAAAGACCAGGUACCUACUUAACUGUGAAAAAUAUUUGUUGGUGGCAUUGAAGAAGACACUGAAGAACAUCACCUAAGAGAUUUUGAACAGUUUGGAAAAACAGAAGUGAUUGAAAUCAUGACCAACUGAGGCAGUGGCAAGAAAAGGGGUUUUGUCUUUGUAACCUUUGGUGACCAAGACUCCGUGAAUAAGACUGUCAUUCAGAAAUACCAUACUGUGAAUGGCCACAACUGUGAAGUUAGGAAAGCCCUGUCAAAGCAAGAGAUGGCUAGUGCUUCAUCCAGCCAAAGAGGUCGAAAUGGUUCUGGAAACUUUGGUGGUGGUCGUAGAGGUGGUUUCAGUGGAAAUGGCAACUUUGGUCAUGGAGGAAACUUCAGUGGUCAUGAUGGCUUUGGUGGCAGCUGUGACAGUGAUGGAUAUGGUGGCAGUGGGGAUUGCUAUAAUGGAUUUGGUAAUGAUGGAAGAAAUUUUGGAGGUGGUAGAAGCUACAAUGAUUUUGGCAAGUACAACAAUCAGUCUUUAAAUUUUGGACCCAUGAAGGGAGGAAGCUUUGGAGGCAGAAGCUCUGGCCCCUAUGGUGGUAGAGGCCAAUUCUUUGCAAAUCAUGAAACCAAGGUGGCUAUGGUGGUUCCAGUAGCAGCAGUAGCUAUGACAGUGGCAGAAGAUUUUAUUUAGGAAACAAAGCUUAGCAGGAGAGAAGAGUCAGAGAAGUGACAGGGAAGCUACAGGUUACAACAGAUUUGUGAACUCAGUCAAGCACAGUGGUGGCAAGGCCUAGCUGCAUACAAACAAGACAUGUUUUAGAUAAAUAUGUAUAUGGGCAAAAAACUCGAGGACUGUAUUUGUGACACAAAUACUCAUGUGUAUGGGCAAAAACUUAAGGACCAUGGUUUUAAUGUAGAUUUUUUUUUUUUUUGCACCCAUGCUGUUGAUUGCUAAAUGUAAUAGUCUGAUUGUGACAAUGAAUAAAUGUCUUUUUUUUUAAUGUGCUGUGUAAAGUUAGUCUACUCUGAAGCCAUCUUGGUAAAUUUCCCCAACAGUGUGAAGUUAGAAUUCUUUCAGGGUGAUGCCAGGUUCUAUUUGGAAUUUAUACACAACCUGCUUGGGUGGAGAAGCCAUUGUCUUCAGAAACCUUGGUGUAGUUGAACUGAUAGUUACUGUUGUGACCUGAAGUUCACCAUUAAAAGGGAUUACCCAGCUGGGCGCGGUGGCUCACGCCUGUAAUCCCAGCACUUUGGGAGGCUGAGGCGGGGGGAUCACGAGGUCAAGAGAUCGAGACCAUCCUGGUCAACAGGGUGAAACCCCGUCUCUACUCAAAAUAUAAAAAAUUAGCUGGGCAUGGUGGUGCGUGCCUGUAAUCCCAGCUACUCAGGAGGCUGAGGCAGGAGAAUUGCCUCAUGGAGGCAAUUUCCUCCAUGAACCCAGGAGGCGGAGCUUGCGGUGGGCCGAGAUUGCGCCAUUGCACUCCAGCCUGGGUAACAAGAGCGAAACUCUGUCUCAAAAAAAAAAAAAGG